AUGAAAAUGAAAUCAUCAUUAUUUUUAUUAUUAUUAAGAGUACUAUUUUUAUUAUGUUUUGUGAAGAGAAUGGUAGCAAAUAAAGUUUUAAAUGUAGCCGAGAAACCAUCAGCUGCAGAAGAAAUAUCACAAUUACUUGCUGGGACAAGACCACGAAAGAGACCAGGACUAAGUAAAUAUAAUCCAAUAUGGGAAUUUAAAUAUAAUAUAUUGGGUGGUAAUGCAGAUAUGGUGUUUACAUCGGUAUUGGGUCAUUUGAUGAAUACAGAGGUAGAGGAACGUUAUAUACCCUGGUAUUCAUGUGAGCCAGUCGAGUUGUUUCAUUGUGGAGUACGUAAAUACAUUCAAUCUGAUGACAAUCAGAAUCUCUUCAAAACUAUACAACGUGAAGCAAGACAAUGUGAUACACUCGUACUAUGGUUGGAUUGUGAUCGUGAAGGUGAAAAUAUUGCAUUUGAAGUCAUUGAUUGUGCUGUCAAAGCAAAUAGAAACCUUAUGAUCUAUAGAGCUAGAUUCUCUUCUAUUAUACCUCAAGAAGUAAAAAGGGCAUGUGCAAAUUUAGUUAGACCAAAUGAAAAUGAUUCGAUUGCAGUUGAUACUAGAAUAGAGAUUGAUUUGCGAUUGGGUGCAGCUUUUACAAGAUUUCAAACAUUGUAUCUUAGAGGCAAGUUUGAUUUGACACCAGGUAAUGAUGAAGACAAACAACCAAUCAGUUAUGGACCAUGUCAAUUCCCAACACUGGGAUUCGUCGUUGAAAGAUACUUGCGUAUCGAAAACUUUAUACCCGAGGAUUUUUGGUCAAUGAAUGUAAAGCAUUCCAAAGAGGAACUUACUGUCAACUUUGGGUGGAAGAGAAAACGUCUCUUUGAUCAUGCUCCUGCUUUUAUCCUCUAUGAAAAAUGUCUUGACAAUCCUUUGGCAACUGUUAUUGAUAUUCAAAAAAAGAAUCACAAUAAAUUACAAAAAAGUGCAUCAUCUAAACUUAGAAUAUCAUCCGAUAGAACAAUGAAGAUUGCAGAGGAAUUAUACAACAAGGGGUUUAUUAGUUACCCACGUACAGAGACUAGUCAGUUUAUAGAUGGGACUGAUUUCCAAGGGUUGAUUGGGUUACAGACCGGUGAUCCACAGUGGGGACAGUACGCGACGAGAUUGUUAAAUGGAGAGUUUAAACGACCAAAUGAUGGGCGUACAAACGACCAUUCUCAUCCACCAAUCCAUCCAACCAACUUUUUGCCACCUGGAGCUGCCGGUGCAAAAGAUCCAAAGGCACGUGAACUGUACGAGUUUAUCGUUCGACAUUUCUUGGCGUGUUGUUCACCAGAAUCAAUUAUUGCAAAAACAACGGUUAGCAUUGAUGUUGCAGGUGAAAAGUUUUCAGAAUCUGGUUCAAUGAUUAUACGUCGUGGUUAUUUGGAAGUGUAUAAAUACGAAAAGAGAAAUGACAAGAUCAUCCCAACCUAUGAAGUGGGUGAACAAUUUACACCAACCGAUAUCAAAUUAGAGAGUGGACGAACCGUGUCUCCUAGACCACUCUCUGAACCCGAACUACUCUCUGCAAUGGAUUCUAAUCAGAUUGGAACAGAUGCCACCAUGGCACAACACAUUCAAAAGAUUAUUGAAAGAGGAUACGUUAUCAAAGAUGCAGAUCAAUUGUUUGUACCAACCAAUCUUGGAAAGGCAUUGAUUGUUGGUUACGAUUCGAUGGGAUUUGAAUUCUCAAAACCUGCACUACGUGCAUCCAUCGAAGCAGACAUUCAAAAAAUUGGUCUUGGACAAAGAACCAAGGAGCAAGUUCUCCGUGACACGAUAGAAAAGUACAAAACACUCUUUAUUCAAGCUCAGAAUCAAACUCAGAUGUUGGAUGUUGCAUUCUCUAAACAUUUUGCCUCCAAAGGUCAAACCUAUCAAACAUUAAAAGCGAAUUUUAGUAAAUGUGGUAAAUGUAAUAAUUUAAUGGAUUUAAAAAAAACAAAUGGUGAUAGAAAAAUAUUAAAUUGUUCAACUUGUAAUACAUCUUAUAAUUUACCACAAAAAGGUGAAUUUAUUGUCAAUGCCCAUACUUGUCCACUUUGUAAAUUCCAAGUUGUUUCAGUUCAAACAGACAAGACGACCUAUACUAUUUGUCCAUUUUGUAGAAAUCAUCCUCCAGCAUCAAGUAAGGAAGGACCUGGAAAACCAUUCCAUUGUUUCCAAUGUACAGAAAAAUGUCAACUUGCAACAGGUCAUAAUUUUAAACCAAAUCAAAAUAAUAAUCAAAAUAAUCAAAACAAUAAUAAUUAUCAAAGAAAUCAAAACAAUAAUAAUAAUCAAAAUAAUAAUCAUAAUAAUAGACCACAACAACCAAGUUCCUCAACAUUUAAAAAGAAACCAGCAGCACCAUCCUCAACUUUUAAAAAUAGAUAUAAUGAUUGUAAUAAUAAUAAUAUAGAUCUCACUUGA
Messenger RNA from Cavenderia fasciculata, 2439 nucleotides. RefSeq names its product DNA topoisomerase III (gene top3). The coding region runs from base 1 to 2439 and encodes 812 amino acids. The transcript is spliced from 7 exons. Gene Ontology annotation, cellular component: nucleus. Gene Ontology annotation, biological process: DNA topological change. Gene Ontology annotation, molecular function: DNA binding; DNA topoisomerase type I (single strand cut, ATP-independent) activity. The record is from RefSeq and is a predicted model, not a curated record. Lineage: Eukaryota; Evosea; Eumycetozoa; Acytosteliales; Cavenderiaceae.